This is a messenger RNA of Apis florea (little honeybee), 1871 nucleotides long. RefSeq lists its product as uncharacterized. Lineage: Eukaryota; Metazoa; Arthropoda; Insecta; Hymenoptera; Apidae. The record is from RefSeq and is a predicted model, not a curated record.
GAAUAAUUAUUACUACAAAAUUCUUUAUAAUGUGGUUCAUACUUUUCGCAAUCUGCAUCUUUAAAAUAACGUGUAUUUUUAUCUUCAUUAUCUAUUGCGUUGUCACUUUUCUUCUGGUUAUGUAUAACGCUCAAACAGAAGAAUUGAAAAAAUAUAUUGUACCUCAAGAUACAAAUGUGGAAGAAGAAUUUCCGAUCGAAAGUCGUGAUAGCGUAGAUGAUAAAUUGGAAAUAUUAACGGAAAAACUUACGGAGAAAGAACAUGUGUUACAAAAAUCGCAAUGUGAAAUAAAAGAUGCAGAAAAGGUAUUGACUGAUUUGGAAAAUAAAACAUCUUCUUGUCGAGAUCGAUAUCGCUCGUUAAUGAUUGAUUUGAAAAAAGAUAUUCGGAAGACUGAAGAUGAGGUAAGAAUGUUACAAAAUCAAAUUUCAAGUUUAUCAAUUCGACGAGAAGCUCUUCGAAGUGAAGUAUUAAAGCAACAAGAAGACUAUCAAAAAAUGCUAAAUAGUUUCUCUAAAGAAUUGGAGAAUAAAAAAAUAUUAUUCUCUUCAAGUAUUGAGAAAUCAAGACAUCCUCGUGUGAGUUAUUUCAUUUUACCAUAAAAAAAUUUUAUCGUCUUCUUGUAUGCAUAAUAAUUAAUUUUUUAUUAAAUGUUCACAGUAUUGUUUUUCAUAUUAAAGAAAGAAAAUUAGAACAAAUAAUUAAGAAGACAUUAUCAAAUAUUACUUUAUCGAACAUCGAUUUAAUAUUGAACGGUCAGAGAAUAGUUUUUUGAUUGAGUUGUAAUGUUUAUUUAUUAUUCACAAUAUGUACAUUUGAGUAAGCGAUCGAUAUGAAAGUUUUUUACUUUCAAAUGCAUGGUAAAAAUUAAUAUUGAAACAAAAAUUUAAUUCGAGUUUUAUGAAUUUCGAUUAUUCAUACAAAUUAAUUCUUAUAUAGAAAGCAAAAACAAAAGCAAAAACAAAGUACAAAAUAUUAUUUUUAUUGAUUAAUAAUCAAUUAAUAACUAAUAAUCAAUUAAUAGUUUAUCAAAAUAAUAAUUUUAAUUAAUAUUUUAGUUAUAAAUCUAAAUAUCUUAAAAAUGAUUUUUUCUUAAGAUAAAACAGGUUAAUAUAAAAUAUGAAGUUUAUAAUUUAUACUUUAAAUAUUGCAUGAUAUCAAAUGUAAAUGGUAAAAAAAAUAAUACAGUAUUUAAAGAUGAUAGAAUUUUCGCAUGCAAAAUCAUAAAAAAAGAAUAAAAAAAAAUACUCUAUGAGAUCUUAUUUUUGAAAUGUAUUAAUUUGUAGGAGAUUAAAAAUAAAAAUAAGUAAGGAAUAAGUAGAUAAUAUAUUUUUUUCAUUCAAGAUAUUUUUUUCAUCUUAAAAAUGAAAAGAGUUUAAACUAUUUAUUUUGAGUGCCUUUUUUUUCAUAAUCAUAGAAUUGUACAUUCAUGUGAACAUAUUAAAACAAAUAGAGAUGUUUUAAGGCACUUGCUUCUUUUCCGAUGUAUAACGUAAUAGUUUUUUCGAAAUUUUUUUCGUGAGCAUAGAGAGUUCCUUGAGAAAUUGUAAUAAACAUAAAAGGAACAUUAUUUUUUAUUUGGAAAGAAUACUAUAAAAUGUUCGUUGAGCUUGUUAAGUGCACACGAAAGGAACCUUGCUGUUUAUUCUUUUAAUUUUUUCUUAUUUCUUCUGUUAUUCCACGCAUUUCAUUAUAUUAUCUCAUGGGACAUUUUUUUUUAUAUAAAACAAAACUAUUUAUCAACAUACUUCUUGAAAAUCAUACAAGAAGUUUGAGAUUUCUGGACAUAUUUUUUUUAGUUUGUCUUCUAUUGAAUGCAAUAGAAUACAUUCAAAGCAAACAUCAGCAUAACAAUUUGUUACUCAUAAAAU